Messenger RNA from Peromyscus leucopus (white-footed mouse), 1283 nucleotides. Its product is annotated as vomeronasal type-1 receptor 4-like. Gene Ontology annotation, molecular function: pheromone receptor activity. Gene Ontology annotation, cellular component: membrane. The record is from RefSeq and is a predicted model, not a curated record. Gene Ontology annotation, biological process: G protein-coupled receptor signaling pathway. Bases 254 to 1171 code for a protein of 305 amino acids. NCBI's taxonomy places the organism in Eukaryota, Metazoa, Chordata, Mammalia, Rodentia, Cricetidae. The transcript is spliced from 2 exons.
UCUGCACAAUGUUCCAUGGAAAAUAUUGGAGAGGUAAAUAUUUUUGGAUCUGUCUCAGGGAAAUAGAUACACAGAGAAGAUCUUCAAAUGCAGAAGAAGUCAGCGCUGUGUUUCUUCAGCAAGCAUUUAGGAACUGGCCUAGAUCCUUGUGAGCAUCUCCAUCCUUGCUGUGGCUGGACAGAUAUUGAGAAGUGUUUUGAAGAGAGAAGUGUUCCUCCUGGUCAUCACUCCAGUCUGCACUGAAGACCUCUCCAUGACUUCUCAGAGUAAAGCUCCAAAAACCACUGAGGACUUGGCUCUCCAGAUGCUCCUGCUUUCCCAGGUUGGAACUGGGACUCUGGCCAACAUUCUUCUGUUUUUCCAUAAUAUCUCUCCCAUGUUUACUGGCUCUCGACUGAGGUCCACACAGGUUAUUGUCACCAACUUGGCUAUGGCCAAUGCCUUCCUUCUCCUAAUUACUGCAUUUCCAAGCAAUGUGAUGGUUUUUGCUCCUAGGAGUCCUCCAACUAACAUGCAAUGUAAAAUUGAGUUCUUCGUUCGCCUGGUGGCUCGAAGCACAAACAUGUGCUUCACCUGUGUCUUGAGCAUCCAUCAGUUUCUCACUCUUGCUCCUGUACAUUGGGGUAGGCUGAUGCUUCGAGGAAGAGCCCCUAAUGUCCUGAGUUAUUCUUGUUACAGUUGUUGGUUGUUCAGUGUCUUAAAUAACAUCUACAUUCCAAUGAAAGUCAGUGGUCCACAGAGCACAGGCAAUGACACUAACAAUAUAAGAAAGUGGGUCUGCUCCAUAUCUGGAUUCAGUGUAGGCAUGGUCAUCUUGCGUUUUUCCCAUGAUGCCAUAUUUAUAAGCAUCAUGGUCUGGUUCAGUGUCUCCAUGGUGCUUCUCCUCUAUAGACAUCACCAACGAACACAGCACAUUCUUACUGCAAACAGGAAUCACCGAGGCCAUGCUGAGACCAGAGCAGCCCACACCAUCCUGAUGCUGGUGGUCACCUUUGUAAGCUUUUAUGUUCUAGACUGUAUUUGCAGAUUGUUUCAGGUUUCUUUCAUGGACUCUCGUCUCUGGUUGAGGCAUGUAAAUGAAGUUUUGACUGCAGGCUUCCCCACUAUUUCUCCCUUCCUGUUGAUCUUUAGGGAUCCUAAGGAUCCCUGUUCUGUGCUCUUCAACUGCUGAAAACCACAGUCAACAUGACAAAGGUAGAAGACAGCUUUACUAGCAGCAGUACACACUCUAUUAAGUAAAAGUUGUUUGAAAAUUCUUCCCCAUAAAACAGACAUGUUGACUC